Symbiodinium sp. CCMP2592 is the source of this 1267-nucleotide messenger RNA. NCBI's taxonomy places the organism in Eukaryota, Dinophyceae, Suessiales, Symbiodiniaceae. The record is from the annotation of a GenBank genome assembly.
GCCGACAUGCAACGCCCUGGCCACCCCGGCAAAGGACGCUGGCAAUUCAGCCUUUGCAGCUGGCAGGUACCAGGAGGCAUAUGACUACUACUCGCAGGCCAUCAUGGCAGAUCCGGACAGCGCCUUGCUGCGCUCAAACCGUUCAGGUGCAGCUGCGUCUUUGGGAAGAUACGUGGAUGCCUUGGCCGACGCGGACAAGGCUUGCCAGCUGCGUCCCGAAUGGUACAAAAGCCAUGUACGUCGCGGACAUGCGAUGUGGAAUCUGAAUCGCGUCACCGAUGCUGAGGCGUGCUACCAAGAAGCGCUGCAUCUCAACCCGGAGGAUAAAUCUGUGGAAGAGGCGCUGGAGCGCUGCCUGCAGCGCAAGCGCGGCGGGGCUCCUACCGGCGGCGCCGCGGCGCCGGCCACAGGUGACCUCCGCACGGCGGCCAUGCCAUCACCCGGGUGGCCUGCGCAAGGCGCACAGAUGAUGCCUGGGCAGAUGAUGCCCGGGCAAAUGAUGCCCGGGCAAGUCAUGAUGCCGGGGCAAAUGAUGAUGCCGGGGCAGAUGAUGCCGGGGCAGAUGCUUCCUGGCCAGAUGAUGCCUGCCGCGCAGAUGCUGCCCGGGCAGAUGAUGCCAGCGGCGCAGAUGAUGCCGAGCCAGAUGAUGCCUGGAGCACAGAUGGCUCCAAUGGGGCACAUGAUGGGGCCCGGCGUGCAGACGACCCCUCAAGGCGGGGCAAUGGCCAAUGCUUCGCAGCUGCCCUCUGACCUGAACAAACUCUCAGACAAGGAGAUGAGGCAGCGACUGGAGGAAAGUGUCGCCAUGCUCUCCGAUGAGCAGCUUGACGAAGAGCUGAAAAGUGCAGGAAUUCAAGUGCCUGCAGAUGCCACCCGAGCAGAGAAGGUGCAGAAGUAUUUGCACAUUGACGCACCGCUGAAAGCACCGCCUGCGGAGAAGCACCAACCCAUCAUGGCACGCUACGACUCCCGUGGGGGAGAGCGCACUCGGGGGGAUCGCCUGAUGGAGCGUCGGAAGAAGUGGGUCGAGGAGUGGAGCACCUGGAGCGAGGAACAACUUCUCCGCCGACUCCUGCGCUUCAACAUCGAUGCCUCCGGGAACCCCAAAGCGGUCUUGAUCGAUCUCCUGCUGGAAGCCGAAACGGAACGAGCCAACAGGCAGCGAUGCACGCCGAAGAGACUCCAAUUCUUCGGCCUGGCUUGCGUUGGCGCCACGGUGCUUGGCACCUUCGUCACCGUCGGCGCCAUCUUCGCGAUCGGCCUCUGA